AUGGGCCCUGGAACUAAACACUACAGGUACUACAGAAACCGCGCGAUCGCGUACUGGCACCAUUACCCGGCACGGGUGGUGAUACUGGCGGUCGGGCUGGUUGCUCUGUUUGGGUUUCUGUACACCUCUUCGUCAAGUCAGAUCCAGCAAAACAUAAUACCAUCGAACUACACCUCGUUUUUGAACCCGUUUUUAUCGGGCAAACAGGACAAGGGCGGCAAGGCGGGCAACAGGAACCCGCAGGAGGAGUUGCAAGACCGCAAGGCGGCCAAAACCAACUUGUACCGGCAGAUCUUCAAGAUCAUGGAACAAAAUAGACCUCCAGUGAAGCUGGACAACUUUGAGUUUGACCAGGCCGCACACGAUACGCAGGAUCCGUUCACGUCGAUCACUCUGGGCAAGAUCGGUAAGUUCCCGCACGAUUUCGUGAGUGGGGUGAAGAGCGCACACGCUAGUUUCCUUAAGCAAAUGCCGGAGUAUGACGACGUUUUGCGGUUCAAUGGCAACGGAGUGAUCAUUUUGGGUGGGGGAGACUACUCGUGGCUCGCUCUGUUAUGUACGAGAAUGUUCCGCAGAAUGGGCGGUUCGUUGCCGGUGGAGGUGAUGCUUCCGCGUAAAGCUGAUUAUCUCAAAGACCGUGAAAUUUGCGAUAUCUAUCUGCCGCAAUUGAACGCCAAGUGCGUGGUGAUGACCGAGCAGCUGGGAAUAACCCAACAGGAUGAGGAGGAGCUGUUUUUCGCCGACUUCGGCGUGAACUACCACAUGUACCGGUCACUUGCUCUGUUGACCUCAAACUACCAGAACGUUCUGUUGCUGGAGAGUGAGACGUUGCUGAUCAAGUCACUGGACGAGUCCAUCUUUGCCUCCGAGCCGUUCAACACGUACGGCAUGGUUCUGUGGCCCGAUUUCUGGAAAAGAAAAACGUCGCCGUUCUGGUACUUGGCGACCGACUGCUCUGUCGACAAGACUCUGGUCCGAGACGGAAUUUUAGACCUGCCGGAGUCGAAACAGGUCUCGUCGUCCAAAGCAGACAUUCAGUACCCAUUGCACGACCGUCGUGGCGCCAUUCCAGACAUGUCCAACGACAGCGGUGAGAUGAUGAUCAAUAAAAAGACACACUGGAAAACACUAUUGUUGGCACUCUACUACAAUCUCUACGGAGACGGGUACUACUACCCGCUGCUGACCCAGUCCAACUCGGCUGGCGAAAAGGAAACCUUCGCAGCAGCAGCUACAGCACUGAAAACCCCAUACUAUCAAACAAGAACCCCCACCGAGGCCAACGGGUUCUGGUACAACGAUGAUUUCCGCGGAGUGGGCAUGUUGCAAUUCGACCCAACGGUGGACUUCUACUCGCUCAACUCGUUCAAAGAGAAGUACGAAACAAACCCUGAUAAACUUACCGAAGAAGAGCUGGCAAAGUACCUCUCGGACUCUCCAGAAAGAAAGUCGGCCUUGUUUUUCAAGGUCAACUACCCAAGACUGCUUCCGAUCGAGCUAAUCAAGGACUCCUUCAUCGUGAAGGAGAACGGCGAUCGGAUCCGCAUGUUUGGCGACAACGAGCGGUUCAGAUCGGACUUGGAGGUGACUCUUUGGCGGAUCAUGGUGGAUUACAUCUGCUACUCCGAGCUGCACUGCUCGUACCUGGACAAACACUUCCCACCAGACCGCAAGUACAAAGAAACGGUGGCCAAGUACUGUACAGACUCACUCAAACCGCACCUUCUCUGGCUGGCCGGCAACCACUAA
This is a messenger RNA of Ogataea philodendri, 1749 nucleotides long. RefSeq lists its product as uncharacterized. NCBI's taxonomy places the organism in Eukaryota, Fungi, Ascomycota, Pichiomycetes, Pichiales, Pichiaceae. Gene Ontology annotation, biological process: mannan biosynthetic process. Gene Ontology annotation, cellular component: Golgi apparatus. The record is from RefSeq and is a predicted model, not a curated record. The transcript has a single exon. The coding region runs from base 1 to 1749 and encodes 582 amino acids. Gene Ontology annotation, molecular function: alpha-1,2-mannosyltransferase activity.